UUGACUUCUUUUCUUUUCUUGCUUCCUUCGCUAUAUUAAGUAAUCGUACUGUUGCAGAAGUAGGAAUGUGGCUUUCACCCAAUCUGUUCAGGCUAAAUUCUUAAUAAACUUUCUCCGGAGUGGAUUCAUAGUCAUCUCACGACGACAUGGAAUUUACCUUCAACGUUUGCCGAUGGAUAAAUCUGAGUUUAAUAUCUACGAUCAUGAUUUGUACCUUGAUGUCGACAUCGACUGGGGUUGCGAGGAGCGACCGGAAAGUUCUCCGCGUGGACGGCGAUUUGAUCAUCGGAGCACUGUUCUCGGUCCAUGUCCCGCCGACGACCGAAGUGGAAGCGACGGCACGCGAAUGCGGCCGGGUACGGGAACAGUACGGGAUCCAUCGAGUAGAAGUCAUGCUUCAUACCCUAGCGAAAAUCAACAAGGACCCUAAAAUACUCAAGGACGUCACUUUGGGUUGCGAGAUCAGGGACUCUUGCUGGUAUUCCUCAGUGGCCCUUGAACAGAGUCUUCAAUUCAUAAGCGAUAAUCUUGAGUCUGAGAGACCGGACGAGAAGAGUACCCGGCCAGAAUGCAGUGGGACUACGGAAGGCGACGAGUUCGUAAGCUCCCGAAAGCAAAUCACAUCAGUGAUAGGGCCAGGGUCCAGUGAGGUUGCGAUCCAGGUCCAGAAUCUCCUUCAGCUCUUCAAUAUUCCUCAGGUUGCGUACUCUGCGACUAGUCGUGACCUGAGCGAUAAGACCCUCUAUGAAUACUUCUUGAGAGUUUGCCCGUCGGAUACUCUUCAGGCUCAAGCUAUGGUGGAUAUUGUACUGAGAUAUAACUGGACAUACGUUUCUGUGGUGCAUACAAUAGGUAAGUGA
Molecule: messenger RNA, 860 nt
Organism: Strongylocentrotus purpuratus (purple sea urchin)
Lineage: Eukaryota; Metazoa; Echinodermata; Echinoidea; Camarodonta; Strongylocentrotidae
Product: metabotropic glutamate receptor 1-like
Exons: 1
Coding region: 147-860 (237 amino acids)
Biological process (GO): regulation of synaptic transmission, glutamatergic; G protein-coupled glutamate receptor signaling pathway
Cellular component (GO): postsynaptic density membrane
Molecular function (GO): adenylate cyclase inhibiting G protein-coupled glutamate receptor activity; G protein-coupled receptor activity involved in regulation of postsynaptic membrane potential
Source: RefSeq, a predicted model, not a curated record